UUUUCUCUCUGCAAAAAAAAUGAAAUUCUCAGUGAUGAAAAAUGCUGUGAAAGCUUCCUUCAAAAGGAAUUGGACAAGACAAGACUUGAUGAAUUCUGGAAAAAUCUCCAUGCAUGCUUACAGAAGCUUGAAGAGGGUGUAUCUUACUUUCUUCUGUGCCAUGUUGAGUUUUACUUUUGGAUCCUUCUUGCACUGGAUCUGGGAAGCGGGAGGGCCGGUCACAGUUAUUUCUUCUGUAGCAAGUUUACUCUGGCUGUACAUUACAGCACCAUGGAGAGUGAGGAAGAGGGUUUUACUCUUGCUGUAUGCUGUCUUUAACUUGGGCGCUUCUUUUGGCCUUAUUAUCCAACAUCUCACCGAAAUGGAACAAGCCCUCGCUUUCGGCCUUUUGGUAGGUUCAACAAUUGGCAUUGGAACUUUCUGGUUUGUAGCCUUGAUAACGAGGGAAAGGGGAGAAAUCUACAAGGGAACCCUGCUUUAUUCUGGUGCUAUAAUAUUCUCCGGCGUUUGUGUUUAUGCUUUAGAUAUCCUUGACAGCCACAUAGCUCAUUGGAUGUUAGUGGUAUACACUCUGCAUGCAUUGUUCAUGGGGUACCUUGUGGUAUAUAGCCAAGAGAUACUUUACGAUGCUCGCUUUGGAGAUAUUGACUUUGUCAAUUGCACAUUUACCGUCUUCCUACAUUUACCGGCUAUAGUGGUCCAUGCUGUAAGACUAUGCCUGGGUGCAGAAAUUCAGCAACACAGACGGAACUAA
Messenger RNA from Solanum verrucosum, 754 nucleotides. RefSeq names its product bax inhibitor 1-like. Bases 20 to 754 code for a protein of 244 amino acids. Gene Ontology annotation, cellular component: membrane. The transcript is spliced from 6 exons. The record is from RefSeq and is a predicted model, not a curated record. Lineage: Eukaryota; Viridiplantae; Streptophyta; Magnoliopsida; Solanales; Solanaceae.